Clonostachys solani is the source of this 1440-nucleotide messenger RNA. The record is from the annotation of a GenBank genome assembly. Lineage: Eukaryota; Fungi; Ascomycota; Sordariomycetes; Hypocreales; Bionectriaceae.
AUGACCGCCAUCAGCAUCAGGAACAGAAGCCCCUCUGGCUGCACAGAAUACACAAGACGGCGUGACAAGCCCAUCCCUACGAGGCACUGUUACCGCAAUCAAGGCCAGUCUGCUACCCGAUACACUGGAUGGCAGCACCGAGAGCCGUGGGCCAGACAACAUGAAGACUACGGGCAUGCCCCAGCCUCCAACAAGCUACGCUGGAAUUGGACACAGGCGGAUGAAAGAUCUCAUAUGCGGUAUUCAAUGGAGCGAGCCAGUCAUCUGAUGGUCAAUGGCCCCGAAGAGAACCAUCUUCCAUUCCCAAUUCUCGAAUACGUCCGACGCUGGCUCAGUGUCAAGCACACCCCACACAGCUUCGGCGCCAGUCAUCGAAACUAUCCGGAUCCCGCAUCUCCCACCGGAUUCUCGGUCAAUGGUCUGUCUGGCUCGAACCAAGAACUGUUCCCCCAAUUCGUAAGCGUCAUGCUUGUAGGCCUUUCGACUGCGUGGACGAGCCCGCCAACUGUCGAAUUCGACCUGCAGCAUCUCCAGGAUGCACGUGAGUUGGUCGACAUCAUGCUCUCCGAGUCCAAGAGCCAAGAUACACGACCGCCGUACUUCAACUUUAUCAUCGGCGCCUAUGUGUACUACGACAUGGCUACAUCGUUCCUUGUUCCUGUCACCCAGCAGUUGCCUCUAAAUACUAGUGAGAUGUACGCCGCCGUGCUCGACGUGGGCCAAGAAUAUCAUCCUAUUGCGGGCUAUACAACAGACAUCUUCUAUCUUCUAGGCACUGUGGGACGCUACUGCCGAUCGGUUGUCGAGACAGGAGUUCGCGACGAGGCCCUCGAGGCCGUCCUGGAAGAAGAGUUAGAGAACUGGGAGCCGAACUUAGAAAAUCCCGAAUUGGGACUUAUGAGCAAUGCCUUUCGCAUGCAUGGGCUGAUCAACCUCGCCGCCAUUUGCUACAGGCGACAGGAUGUAAACACACCACAGGAACAUUUCGAGCUGUCCGUCAUGAUGGACACAGAGAUGCAGGAGCAGAUCGAGGAGUGGCAGAACCCGAGGACUCCUCCUGCCGGCGAUGAUGUUACCGACCAGGGACGGGACCUCGAACAUGAUAGCGAAACUGAAUCCGAUGACUUUCUUGAAGCGAUGGUCAGGAUGCGUGCUCUGAGCGUUGUUCGAGAUUUGGCUUCCAUACCAACAGAUAACGCUUGCAUCAAUCUCCAGGCGAUCCCGCUGUUCACUGCAGGGUCCGAGCUGACCAGAUCGGACCAAAAGGAGAGGCAAAUCGUCAUACAACGGUUCAGAGAGCUGUAUUCGAUGAACCAUCUUCGUACGAAUUUGUCGGUGUUAGAGAUCCUCCCAGAGAUGUGGGCCCGGAAAGACCGAGGCGAAAAUAUCAGCUGGUUGGAUGUUAUGGUUGAAAAGGGUUGGAGCAUGAUGCUCGGUUAA